Panicum hallii is the source of this 561-nucleotide messenger RNA. RefSeq names its product zein-alpha 19B1-like. The transcript has a single exon. The coding region runs from base 1 to 561 and encodes 186 amino acids. The record is from RefSeq and is a predicted model, not a curated record. NCBI's taxonomy places the organism in Eukaryota, Viridiplantae, Streptophyta, Magnoliopsida, Poales, Poaceae.
AUGGCAGCCAAGAUAUUUGCUCUUCUUGCUCUUCUUGCUCUUUCUGUUAGUGCUGCUACUGCGGUUGUUAUUCCACAGUACUCUUCUCCGUUCAGUGCUGCUACCAUAGCUAGUAUUCCGCAGUUCUUCCCAUCAGUUGGAGCUUUUGGAUUAGCACAAUCUAUUGCGCAGUCCUACAGGCAACAAUAUGCAUUUGCAGCAGGCAUUCCAUCCCUGUCGCCCUUGACGUUCCAACAGUCAUUUGCCAUUCCGCAGCUGCCAUACCUGUACAACCAAUUGGCCAUCCCACAAUUGCCAUACCUAUACAAUCAACUGGCCAUCUCACAGCUGCCAUAUCUGUACAACCAACUGACCAUCUCACAGCUAUCAUACUUCUACAACCAACGUGCCAUCUCUCAGUUGCCAUAUCUGUACAACCAACUUGCCAUCUCGCAACUACCAUACAUGUACAACCAGCUAGCUAUCGCAAAUCCCACAAACUUCAUGCCAUUCAACCAAUUGGCUGUGAGGAGCCCCGCUACAUUCUGGCAACAACCCUUCGUUGGUAGUUCCUGCUUUUAG